AUGCAUCCUACUACCGUUACUAGAAUGUUCCAACCGACCAAGAAGAUGUGGUCGCCUGUGCCCAAGGAGGAGCAUAGCGCCCACACUAUCUCGCAACGAUUGCGCCAAUGGAAGAAGAUUCCUCCCGAGUUGGUUCCUUUGGGAAUCGUCGUCGGUGUCGCUGUCGGAUUUGCUUUCUACUCUUUGGGUCGCAAACUUGUUGUUGAUAAGCAAAUGCGUCUCUCCAGACAAAACAGAACAAAGGAAUAA
Botrytis byssoidea is the source of this 249-nucleotide messenger RNA. RefSeq lists its product as uncharacterized. The coding region runs from base 1 to 249 and encodes 82 amino acids. NCBI's taxonomy places the organism in Eukaryota, Fungi, Ascomycota, Leotiomycetes, Helotiales, Sclerotiniaceae. The transcript has 4 exons. The record is from RefSeq and is a predicted model, not a curated record.